Messenger RNA from Malania oleifera, 1402 nucleotides. Its product is annotated as photosystem I assembly factor PSA3, chloroplastic. The transcript is spliced from 3 exons. NCBI's taxonomy places the organism in Eukaryota, Viridiplantae, Streptophyta, Magnoliopsida, Santalales, Ximeniaceae. Bases 74 to 964 code for a protein of 296 amino acids. The record is from RefSeq and is a predicted model, not a curated record. Gene Ontology annotation, biological process: photosystem I assembly.
AAUGAAGAUUUCACUUUUUCCAAUAAAAGAGGGUCCAAUUAUGAAGAGGUAGCAACCUCCACCUCCCAGAGCCAUGGUGGUUGUGACAUCCACUCCUUUAUCUUCUCUCCACACUAAUCUCUGCACCCAAAGCGAACGCCAUUUCUACAGCACCUCCUGCAGGCCUCUCUCGCCUUCUCUCCUGAUUCUCCGCCAAAUUCAUCACAACCCCAGAAAACCCAACUCGCCCAAAGCGUUAGGCUCUUAUGGGGUCUUCUCUGUCAGGUCUUAUAUGGAGGAUUCGAACUCAAUAUCCACUAUUGCCAGCAAAAUCAUCGGUGCCCUCCCCAUCGUUGGCCUCUUCGCAAGGAUUUUCAGCGACGAAGGGGGCAUAGGCGGUGAUCUCGUCGACUUUGCGGAGUUCCGAAGGCGGGUGGGGAAGAAUUCUAAGUUGGCUGAAUCCAGAGCUUUCUGCGAUUUCAAAGAACGGCGAGGCCAGGCAGGGGAUACUUUUUGUGUUUUAUUUUGCUGCUGGCUUGCUGCAGUUGGGGCUGGUCUGCUAACCUCUGAAGAAAUUUUGGAGGGAGUGACGAGGCUGCGGAUUUCAAAUGACAUUGAAUACGAGGAGGAGAAUUUCCUGGCCAUGAUGAAUGAAUCAAAAGAGAAACGGAGUAAGUUAAAGCUUGCUAAGCCUGCAAUCCCAAUGGAAAUUAGAGCAGAGAAAGCUCUUGAAGCUAUUUAUGUCUGUUGCUUUGGAAAAGACCCCAUAGAAGAAGAAGAUGAGAGAUUACUGCGAAUCAUGCUUAGUGCUGUUUUCCCGUCAGUUGAGCAACCAGAGAUAGAGAGGAUUGUCAAAGAAAAGGUGACAAAAGUGGCUGAAGGCGGUGAUGAGGACAAUUUUCCGGGCCCGGAAUCUUUAUCAAAAGGAGCUGUACCGUUGCAACUUAAAGAUCUCCAAUUUCUCAGACAAAAUACUGAGAGUUAACCACUGCUGUCAUAUUGUGAGUUUGUGACUUGCAAAACCCUAUUCGGUCUGGAUUGAUGAGUAAUGUGAAUGGAGCUUUGUUCCUAUGUUCUGUAUAUGGUUGUACAAAGCAGAAAAGGGCAAUGAUGUUCAAAAGCUCCUAUUUUGCUUAUUUUUGGAACAAGGCAGGAGUUGUUCAAUUCAUCAAAACAACCCCUCUAGAUUCUAAUUAGUUGUCUGGGGAUGCGCACUAUGUUUGUACCUCUAGUCCUAAAUUUUUUGUUCUUUAGGGAAGAAUGGAAGUUGAGGAGAUGAUAGAGGGUUUAGAUGUGUACUUCUUAAAACUAUUUUGUUAAGUUGCUUUUAUAUUGAUGAUUUGUAAUGGUGUAAUUAAAUGAUUGUUUGUAAGAUUGAGGAUAUUUUCAUCAGUAUGAGAAAUUUUCAGGAUGUUAAAAUGCA